Molecule: messenger RNA, 1166 nt
Organism: Suncus etruscus (white-toothed pygmy shrew)
Lineage: Eukaryota; Metazoa; Chordata; Mammalia; Eulipotyphla; Soricidae
Gene: MRPL3
Product: mitochondrial ribosomal protein L3
Exons: 10
Coding region: 68-1096 (342 amino acids)
Biological process (GO): translation
Cellular component (GO): mitochondrial large ribosomal subunit; ribosome
Molecular function (GO): structural constituent of ribosome
Source: RefSeq, a predicted model, not a curated record
CGGCACUUCCGGUCGGGCCCGUGGCUGAUCUCCUGUGCGGUCGCGGGCCUCCCUCUUCGGCCACUUCAUGCCAGGGUGGAGAUUCCUGGCUCAGGCCGGCGCCCGGGUGCUGGGCCGCGGCGUAGGGGGCCCGGGGAACAGAACAGACAUCUGCCUUAUAGUUAGAGGUUUGCAUGAGAAGAGUGCUACGUGGUGGGAUGAGCAUCUCUCUGAAGAAAAUGUCUCGUUUGUGAAGCAACUGGUCUCUGAUGAAGAUAAAGCCCAGUUAGCGAGUAAACUGUGUCCUCUGAAAGAUGAACCAUGGCCUAUACACCCUUGGGAACCAGGUUCCUCCAGAGUAGGGCUCAUUGCUCUGAAACUGGGCAUGAUACCUUUGUGGACCAAAGAUGGCCAGAGGCAUGUGGCUACAUUGCUUCAGGUGCAAGACUGUCAUGUCCUUAAGUACACACCAAAGGAAGACAGCGAUGGAAAAAUGGCGACCUUAACCGUGGGAGGAAAAACUGUCUCACGUUUUUAUAAAUCUCCAUCUAUAUUGAAAUUUUACGAAGAGCUUGGAUUGCCACCAAAGCAGAAAAUAAAAAUCUUUCGUGUAACAGAUAAUGCUGCAAUUAAGCCAGGAACUCCGCUUUAUGCUGCUCACUUUCGCCCAGGACAAUAUGUGGAUGUCACUGCCAAAACGAUUGGUAAAGGUUUCCAAGGCGUCAUGAAAAGAUGGGGAUUUAAAGGCCAGCCUGCUACUCAUGGCCAGACAAAAACCCACAGGAGACCUGGAGCUAUUGCAACUGGUGAUAUUGCCAGAGUCUGGCCUGGAACCAAAAUGCCUGGACAAACAGGCAAUAUCGAUAGGACAGCGUUUGGGUUGAAAGUUUGGAGAAUCAAUACAAAGCACAAUAUCAUCUAUGUAAAUGGCUCUGUGCCUGGACAUAAAAAUUGUUUAGUAAAGAUUAAAGAUUCUAAGCUGCCUGCAUAUAAGAAUUUCUCUAAAGACCUACCAUUCCCUACCUAUUUCCCCGAUGGUGAUGAAGAACUACUUCCGGAAGAUUUGUAUGAUGAAGAUGUGUGCCAGCCCAGUGCACCUUCUAUCACCUUUGCCUAACCCGGUGGACAGGCAGAACUUGGAUGGAUAGAAUCAAGAAUUCUAUUUCCCUUACUAAGCUACAGCUCAG